Messenger RNA from Amphibalanus amphitrite, 3766 nucleotides. RefSeq names its product TELO2-interacting protein 1 homolog. Gene Ontology annotation, biological process: chromatin remodeling. The transcript is spliced from 2 exons. The coding region runs from base 204 to 3170 and encodes 988 amino acids. Lineage: Eukaryota; Metazoa; Arthropoda; Thecostraca; Balanomorpha; Balanidae. The record is from RefSeq and is a predicted model, not a curated record. Gene Ontology annotation, cellular component: cytoplasm.
GUGGAUGAUUACUUGGAUGAUUACUGCUUAGCAGGGAUGGUGAUUUCCCGACAAUAAAAUAUGGAGUAGAUCAGCAUCCAUUUCUAUUACUUAUUGAAUUGAUAAAAUUUCAAUGUCAAUACAUAUUUGAAAUUAACGGUGGUUUUUCUGUACGGCCCUGCCAGUUGGCGGAGUCAACAGUUCCGACUGAUCAGAUUUGAGCAAUGAAGCAGAACCCGGAGGACUGUCCACUCUUUCAUCAAAUUCAGCCAGUGUGCAUCAGCAUCAUUGAUGAGCCAACAGUGAAGAAUGUUGAGCACCUGAGCGCCAUCGUCCAGCGGAACCUGCACGAUGUGGGCUCCCUCCAGGCGCUGCAGGAGUACAUCCUGUUUCCGGCGGACACUGUGCUGCGGCUGCGCGGCAGGGAGGAGAAGCUGACCAUCGCGGCGCUGCAGCUGAUGACCGACGUGCUGGGCCGCACCAGUACCAGCAGUGCCGGCCUGGCCGCCGACCUGCUGCCGCGCCUGUUUGUGCUGCUGGGCGGCGGCUGCGGGCGGCCGGCGUCCAGCGAGGAGCUGCGGCUGGCGGCGGCACGCUGCGGCACGGCGCUGCUGCUGAGCUGCGCCGGCCCGGCGCUGGACGCCGUCUACUCGGAGCGCGGCCGGCUGCCGCUGGGCCACGCCGUCUUCCAGCUGACGGCCGCCGUCCGCUCGGAGCGCAGCCGGCCGCUGCGGCUGGCCGCCCUGGACGGCCUGCUGGCCUGCGCCGGCGCCGAGCGGCCGCGGCUGCCGGCCGCCGCGCGCCGCCGCUCCAGCCGCGUGUUCGUCGCCCUGCUGCCGGGCGUGCUGAGCGCGCUGCACGCUGUCUUCACGGGCGACCCGAAGCAGGGCCACCGGGUGGUGGCCGGCGCCGUGCGCGUCUGGGCCGCCCUCGUGCGCCACGUGCUGUCUGACGCCGCGCUGGCGGCAGACGCCAAGCAGCCUCCUGCGCCGGACGCGGACCAGCGGCUGCCCAGUCUGGCGCGCACGGACGCCUGGCUGCGCUCGACGGCCGCGCGGCUGGAGCCGAUGGUGCGCUCGCUGCUGCCGCUGACGCACCACCACCAGCCGAGUGUGCGGCGCGCCGUGCGCUGGCUGGCAGAGGGCCUGCUGACGGAAUGCGCCGUCUCGCUGGCCAGCUGCGCCUGCCCGCUGCUGGAGCUGAUGAUACUGGGCAGCAGCGAUCCGCUGGCCGAGGAGCGCGCCGAGGCGGCCGCCGCCCUGUCGCGGCUGCAGGCCCACAUGACCCGGCCGCUGCUGGAACUGGUCGAGGACGAGUUCUACGCGCUGACGACUCGGCUGCCGUCGGUGGUGCGCCGCCACGAGGUGCCGGCCUCGCUGGUGCAGCUGUCGCUGCUGGAGGGCUACCUGGAUCUGCUGGGGCCGCGGGUCAGACAGCUGACCGGCUCGGCCGGCCACGUGCGCCGCCUGCUCGGCUGCCUGGUGCAGCUGGUCGAGCUGCGCACCGACGCGCCGCUCGUGCCCUACAUGGCCACUGUGGUGCCGCACGCGGACCCCCGCCGCAUGCCCGACUUCAAACGCUUCCGACACUUUGACGACGAGGAGAUCUGGCGGCGCAUCUGCUCGUCGUGCCGGCUGCUGGGGUGCCACGGCGACGUGGCCACCCUGCUGGAGCUGCUGGACACGGGCGGCGCCGAGGAGCGCGUCCUCUGGAGCCAGGUGCUGCUCGGCCAGGAGCCGGCGCUGCUGGCGGCGCGCGGUGCCAGCCCUCAGCUCGGCCUGCUGGAGCAGCUGGAGCUGGAGCCGCUGCUGGCGCUGCUGGAUCCCGACCAGCCGCCUCUGAGCCGCUGUCUGGGCCUGGAGGCGCUGGCACACGUGGCGCGCGUCACCGGCGGCCGGCACGCGGCGCUGGCCGUGCUGGCGCUGUGUCCGGUCCUGGAGGCGGCCGGCGGCGGCGAGCCGAUGGUCUCCGAGGCGGCGCGCGCCACGCUGGCGGCCAUGGCUGGAGAGCGCGGCGUGCCGGCGCUGCUGGCCGACAACGUGCGCCGGCUGGCCGUGCACGUGCGCCGGCGGCUGGCCGAGCGGCGCGGCCGCCAGGCGGCGCCGCUGCUGGCCGCCGCUCUGAUGCGCUUCUCCGGCCCGGAGGCGCUGCCGCACCUGGAGGAGACGGUGCGGGCCGUGAUGCGCGCGCUGGAUGACGACUACGAGCGGUGCGGCGCCGCCUGCCUAUCGGCGCUGCGCGCCACUGUGGACGCCGUGCUGGCCUGGUUCCCGCCGGGCGCCGCGGCCUGCGAGCCGCCGCCGGUGCCGCCGGCCGAGCGGCUGCUGGCGCACCACGCUCGCCUGCAGCGGCAGCGGGCCGAGCUGGCGCGGGCGGCAGCCGACCAGAGCACAGAGGACCCCGCCGAGGGCUUUCAGCGUUACCGGGACGAGCGGGACUCGGAGCCGGCGCCAGCGGCGGAGCCGGAGCCGGAGAGCGCCGCCGAGCCGCCGCUGCACGUACGACUGGUGCGCGACGUGGUGCUGCAGAGCGUCCACUUCCUAGACUGUGACGUAAUCGCUGUGCAGGUGGACGUGCUGAGGACAUUGUCCGGGGGCGCGCAGCUGCUGGCCGGCUGGCAGGACGAGCUGCUGCCGCUGGCGGCGCGCUGCUGGCAGCCGCUGCUGCGCUGCUGCCGCGCCGCCGACCCGCUGCUGCUGCGGCACGCCCUGCAGGCGCUGCACGCGCUGGUCGCCGGCGCUGGCGACUUCCUGCGGCGCCGGGUGUCGGGCGGGCCGCUCGGUCCGCUGCAGGCGUGGCUGGAGGCGCAGGCGGCCACCAGCGCCGCCCAGCGGCCGGCCGCCAGCUACGCGCACACGCAGGCGAGGAAGCUGCAGCUGUCCAGCCUGCAGCUGCUGGGCGACGUGGCCGUGCGACUGCGGCUGGACCCGCUGGAGGUGGGCGCGCUGCUGCGCGCGGCGCGGCCGUACCUGAGCGGCCGGCAGCCGGCGGAGCUGCAGCGCGCCGCUCUUCACCUGCUGACCACCGUGGCCGCCGCCGACGGAGACAGCGUGUGGCUGCUGCUGCGGCACGUGGUGGACGGUGCCGGCGAGCGUCCCGAGCUGCGGCCGCUCUACCGCAACGCUCGCGCCGCGCUGGACGCCCUCGGCGGCGCUGAGGAGCGCCGUGAGGCCGACACCGACAGGAGCUGAGCCCGUGACCGCCGGCCGCGGCUCCUCUGCCACCGACAGGCGAGCGAAGUGGAGCGGGUGGACCUUGUCCAGGGUUUCUCGGGGCCGACGUUACGGUUUCGGUAGGGUCGACGAUCAAUUACUGUGAUAUGGAACUGGACCUUGUUAUUGCGCCAAUCAGUUGUAAUACUAUACGAAUUUCAUAUUUCUUUGGAAGAAGUGUGCCCUUUGGCGAAGUUUACAAAGCUAGAAGUUUACGCUCGCAAACACGCUUGCUCACAAGAUGAGCACACACAUUACCAUAUGGCGAGUAUCCCACAUGUGAAACAUUUUCGCGGCAGGUUCGAAACUUGAAACUGCCAUUCCGUAAAAAUGGAACAAUCCAGAGGCAUGGGUGCCCUGAUUCCGGGUAAGGUGUGCCCAAAAUUACUUUGUGUGCCUCCUGGCUCGGGCGGCGGUGCGGUCAUAUUCCCACCUCGACACCUUGGAUCGUCGCGCUGGUAUUAGUUAGUGUAAUACAACAGUCAUUGCCAUCUAAUGCGAGCAGUGAACAGCCAUCACAAUGCUAUCGUUUAUUACACGGCACAUCGUUAACAUUAUAGUUGUACUCGUUUACA